GCUGAGUAAUACCUACGGGGGGAGAGAACUGUAUAUAAACAAUACAGUUCUGUCCCCUGUCAGCUUCUUACAGUAGAAAGCACAGACACAGCCCCCAUCAUUAACAUCAUUAAACACACACAAAGCACAGUUAACCCUUUGAUCGACCCAAAUGUUAACCCCUUCCUGCCCAGUGCCAUUAGUACAGUGUCAGUGCUUUUUAUUAGCACUGAUCCCUGUAUUGGUGUCACUGGGGAUGUCAAUAACACCAAGUCAGUUCCCCCCAGUUGUCAGAAUGCCGUUCCAGUUUUGCAGUUCCUGCAAGUCGCUGAUCACCGCCAUUACUAGUAAAAAAGAAAUAUAAAACUUCCAGUAAAUAUACCUCUGUUUGUAGACGCUAUAAUUUUCACGUAAACCAAUUCAUUUA
Staurois parvus is the source of this 406-nucleotide messenger RNA. NCBI's taxonomy places the organism in Eukaryota, Metazoa, Chordata, Amphibia, Anura, Ranidae. The record is from the annotation of a GenBank genome assembly.